Rhodamnia argentea is the source of this 3740-nucleotide messenger RNA. RefSeq names its product MMS19 nucleotide excision repair protein homolog. The transcript has 20 exons. The record is from RefSeq and is a predicted model, not a curated record. The coding region runs from base 98 to 3517 and encodes 1139 amino acids. Gene Ontology annotation, biological process: iron-sulfur cluster assembly. Gene Ontology annotation, cellular component: cytosolic [4Fe-4S] assembly targeting complex. NCBI's taxonomy places the organism in Eukaryota, Viridiplantae, Streptophyta, Magnoliopsida, Myrtales, Myrtaceae.
GUCGCCAUCUUCAGCGCCUUGCUUCCUGAAACGUCAUAAACGCACUCACCGUUUCCCUCUCAAGCUAAAGCCCUAACUCUCUCUCGCUCUCUCGCCCAUGGCAGAACUCAGUGAGCUGACUCGUCACAUUGAAUCAUACGUUGACACUUCUCGCUCUCCGAGUGAGCAGGUGGCAAGUUUACGGGCAAUCACUUCCCUUUUGAAGAAGAAUCUCCUACCUAUAGAGAUACUGGUCAGAGAAAUGGGCUUGUAUUUGACAAGUACAGAUAGUGUUAUUCGCUGUAGAGGUAUCCUUCUCCUAGCGGAAUCGCUGGACUGUCUCUCAUCGAAGCCUUUGGACACAUCCACUAUCCAUAGCUUGAUAAUAUUCUUUGCAGAUAGACUGGCGGAUUGGAAAGCUUUGCGAGGUGCACUUGUUGGUUGCUUGGCUUUGAUGCGGAGAAAGGAUGGAGUGGGCAUAGUAACAAUUUCUGAUGCAUUGGCUGUUACGAAGUCAUAUGUGCAUAAUCUACAUGUCCAGUCCUUGGCACAGCAUGAUAGAAUGCUUUGCUUUGAACUUCUGGAGUGCCUGCUGGAAAAUUAUCCAGAUGCCAUUGUUUCAGUGGGCAAUGAAAUCUUUUAUGCAAUAUGUGAAGCUGUUGAUUAUGAAAAGGACCCUCAAUGCUUACUAGUGGCAUUUCAUAUUGUUGAACUUGCGAUGCGCCUAUUUCCAGAUUUAUAUGGUCCUUCUGAUGGCAUAGUUGGGGAGAUAUUUGACACAUUGGGCCGCUACUUCCCAAUCCAUUUCACACAUCCAAAAGGCGAGGACGUAGAUGUCACGAGGGAUGAGCUUUCCCGGGCAUUAAUGUUUGCAUUCACUUCUACACCACUUUUUGAGCCAUUUGCAAUACCAUUGCUUCUCGAAAAACUUUCUUCUUCUCUUCCACUGGCGAAGAUUGAUGCUUUAAAGUAUCUCAGCCAUUGUACGUUAAAGUAUGGUGCAGACAGGAUGGAAAAACACGCUGUGGCAAUCUGGUCAUCAUUGAGAAAUAUUGUCUUUUCUUCAUCUCAAGAGCCUGUUUUAAGCUUUGACUGUGAAUCUGUUGAUGGCAUUGGAUUUUCAGAUGAUGACAUUGCAAAAGAGGCUUUAACAGUUCUGGAGAAGCUUUUUAUGCAAAACAGUGUCCUAUUCUUAAAUUUGAUUGUUAAUGAUGAGGAUAUAAAUCUGAUUUUCGACAACAUCAAUAGCUAUAUGAACUUCAGUAAUAUUUCCUUGCAAAGUAAGCGGAAAAUACAUGGAGUUGGUUGCAUCUUGGCUACUGCUGCAAGAAGUACUGUUUUCUCAUGCAACCGGAUAUUUGAAAGUUUCUUUCCCUGUCUGAUGAAUACUCUGGGGAUUUCCAUCCUCAAGCCCUCUGACAAUAUGUCUCCCAGUGGCAAGCAUGCAGUUUCCGGAACACUUAAUUUUGGGGCUCUUUACCUCAGUGUCAUAGUUCUUGAGGCAUGCAGAGACUUGACUGUGGGCUCUGCUCAAGUGGCAUCUUUUCCAACACACGAAACAUUUUGCUGCAUGCUUGAGAGGUUUUCAGCUUCACUAGCUAGAGAUUUUAUUUCUUACGUGGGGAGGGGCAAUGAGACAUCCAUGGCAGACGUUUUCCUUGGAGUUAAAGGCUUGCAAAUUUUGGCCACAUUCCCUGGAAGUUUUCUAUCCAUGCCAGAGUCCUUGUUGGAGUACAUUUUGACAGCACUCGUCUCAAUUAUCACUGAGAAUUUCCAGGGCACUCUUUCAUGGAACCUGGCUUUGAAGGCACUUGUCAAUGUUGGCUCAUACAUAGAGAAAUACCACGAGUCCAAGAAAGAGAUAUCCUAUAUGGUUGUUGUUGAGAAGAUUGGUUCAUUAUUGACUGCAGCUAAAUGUAUGAUGCCUUACUCUCGCAAACUGGAGGCUGUUUCUGAGGUUGGCAUGAGUGGAAGAAACUAUAUGCUAAAAGUUGUUCCAAGACUAGAAGAAGCCAUAUUCACUAAUUUAUCAGAUCUUUAUGUCAAUGGAUACAUGGGGCCAGCUGAAAACACAGUUCGGCUUUUGGAAUGCUACACCAAUAAGGUUCUUCCAUGGAUAAACAACUCAGAAGGUUUUGAUGAAGUUCUUCAUCUGUUUGUGAUCAAUAUAUGGAACCAAAUAGAAUGCUGCAAGCAUUUCAGUACAAGGACGGAAGAAAAGGAUAUUUUUGAGGCAACCAUGAAAACUAUGAAGUUUGCCGUUUCAAAUUGCUCAGAGACAAGCCAUAAUGCAAUUGUCCAGAAGGCUUACGCAGUUGUUUCAUCAUGCCAUUUCUUUUCAUGGAAUGAAUCUGCUGUCAAUCACGUUGAAAUGAGGGGGUUGGAUAUUUCUCAUGAGCUAAAACUAUCUAUCAGAGACAGAUGGGUUCUCUCUCUAUUUGCAUCCGUAAUAAUGGCAAUACAUCCCCAGACUCGCCUUCCUGAUGUGAGAGCUACACUGUGGCUAUUCAUGGAAAUGCUCCUCAAGGGGCAUGUUCCAUCAGCACAGGCACUGGGCUCUUUGGUGAACAAAUUCGGUUCAAAAGCCAAUGGCCAAAGUACUUUGGAUGAGGCAAUGGAUAUAAUUUUCAACACAAGUAUUAGCCAUGCGGAUAGCGCUUAUGGAAUCUCUAUGGGUAUAGGGGAUAAAAGCACAAUGAAUUUAGCAGAUUUGUGUUUUGGUGCUUCAAACAGUAGACUGCUUCAAAUAAAUGCCAUUGUUGGAUUAGCAUGGAUAGGAAAAGGUUUGUUGAUGCGUGGUCAUGAAAAGGUUAAAGAUAUUGUUAUGAUACUUCUGGAGUGUUUGUCGUCCAAAGGUGGGAGACACUUAAGACAAGAUUCUGGACAGGAAAAUUGUGAGCAGGAUGUAUCUUCUUCUGUCAUGACCUAUGUUGCAGAUGCAUUUCAUAUCAUGAUGAGUGAUUCAGAAGUUUGUUUAAGUCGAAGAUACCAUGCAAAUAUACGACCUCUCUACAAGCAGCGGUUUUUCUCAACUAUGAUGCCCAUGCUUCAAGCAUUGAUCAUUAAAUCUGAUUCAUUGUUUCAAAGAUCUGUACUUUGUCGGGCUCUGGCAUAUAUAAUGUCUGAGACUCCCCUAGUUGCUGUCCUGGGAGAAGCAAAAAAGCUCACUCCAGUUCUUCUAGAUGCCUUACUGAUGUUCAGCAAGGAUAAUCUGGACAAAGAUACGAUGUACAGUCUUCUGCUGCUCCUGUCUGGAAUAUUGACAGACAAAAGCAGCCAGGAGGUUGUCAUUGAGAAUGCCCAUAUCAUUAUUAAUUGCCUCACCAGGAUGGUUAGCUAUCCCCAUAUGAUGCUUGUUCGAGAGACGGCACUUCAAUGUCUUGUUGCCAUGUCAAUGCUGCCGCAUUCUAGGAUUUACCCCUUGAGAACACAGGUAUUGCAAGCUGUAUCAAGGGCACUUGAUGAUCCAAAGAGGUCUGUGCGACUACAAGCCGUCAGAUGUCGGCAAGCCUGGUCAUCAUCACCUGUAACAACUUAGUUUCUGGGAGUGCUCGAUGCUGACAAUCAGUUUUCCUAAAUUUUUCCAACGACUGGACACAUACCCCCUUAUUGAUAAUUGGAAAGAAUGUAAAUAUUUGCACAUUUUUUAAUUAGCAUGUGUAGUUAUUUGAUUUUCCUUCUCAAUUAUUCCCUAAACGAUGAGCGUCAUUGUAAUAUUUGACAGUAGAUUCUAUUUAGAUAUCUUGAACCUUUCAGAUGCA